Molecule: messenger RNA, 2019 nt
Organism: Polyodon spathula (Mississippi paddlefish)
Lineage: Eukaryota; Metazoa; Chordata; Actinopteri; Acipenseriformes; Polyodontidae
Product: dnaJ homolog subfamily A member 1-like
Exons: 9
Coding region: 124-1323 (399 amino acids)
Biological process (GO): protein refolding; response to heat
Cellular component (GO): cytosol; cytoplasm
Molecular function (GO): ATP binding; Hsp70 protein binding
Source: RefSeq, a predicted model, not a curated record
CAACGUCACAGGUUUGAAUGAUACCAAAAGCCGGAUAGUGAAAUCAGCCAGAACGUUCUGCGAGGCUCACGGUGCUGAGAUAGAGGCGCUUGUGUGUGUAAUACUAUAGAGUCUAAAGUGAAAAUGGUGAAGGAAACAGCAUAUUAUGACGUGUUGGGUGUCAAACCCAAUGCAAGUGCAGAUGAACUGAAGAAAGCCUACAGGAAACUGGCUCUGAAGUAUCACCCAGACAAGAAUCCCAAUGAAGGUGAAAAGUUCAAACAGAUUUCCCAGGCCUAUGAAGUGCUCUCUGAUUCCAAAAAGAGAGAGCUGUAUGACCGUGGUGGGGAACAGGCCAUUAAAGACGGUGGCACAGGAGGCAGUGGCUUCGGCUCACCGAUGGACAUCUUUGACAUGUUCUUCGGGGGAGGUGGAAGAAUGCAUAGGGAAAGAAGAGGAAAAAAUGUGAUUCAUCAGCUGUCUGUAACCCUGGAAGACCUUUACAAUGGGUGCACAAGAAAACUUGCACUUCAGAAGAAUGUGGUCUGUGAUAAAUGUGAAGGGCGUGGUGGCAGGAAGGGAGCGGUGGAGUGCUGUCCUAGCUGUCAUGGGACAGGAAUGCAGGUGCGAAUUCACCAGAUUGGACCCGGCAUGGUGCAGCAGAUCCAGUCAAUCUGCACAGGGUGUCAUGGCCAGGGACAGCGCAUCAAUCCCAAGGACAAGUGCAAGACCUGCAAUGCAAGAAAGAUUAUUCGGGAAAAGAAGAUACUGGAAGUUAACAUUGACAAAGGCAUGAAAGAUGGACAGAAGAUAACAUUUGCAGGUGAAGGAGAUCAGGAGCCAGGGUUAGAACCUGGAGACAUAAUUAUUGUCCUGGAUCAAAAAGAGCAUCCCGUGUACACAAGACAAGAAGAAGACUUGCUUAUGCAGAUGGAAAUUCAGUUGGUAGAGUCGCUCUGCGGCUUUAAAAAGCUCAUCACAACACUUGAUAACAGAACUCUAGUCAUAACAUCACAUCCAGGCAAUCAACCUGGUGAGCUCAAGUGCCUUCUGAAUGAGGGGAUGCCAACAUACCGCAGGCCAUAUGAAAAGGGUCGUCUCAUCAUUCAGUUCAAGGUUGUCUUCCCAGAGGAGAAAUUUAUCCCACUGGAUAAACUGAAGCAGUUGGAAAAGUUGCUUCCCAAAAGGCAAAAGACUGAAUCCAUUGAUGAUGUGGAGAUAAUGGAGGAGGCCGACUUGGAGGAUUUUGACAUGUCCCAGGAAAGGCGGCGGCAUUAUAACGGAGAGGCUUACCAUGAUGAUAAAGCCGAUCACAAGAGAAGUGUUCAGUGUCAGACUUCCUAAAACAAAAAAGUGACCUUCCCCUUCAUCCAUUACUUUUCAUUAAUUUGCUGUCCAUUUCUUAACUGCAGUGGCCUACAUAUUUUGAAAUUUGUUAUGAAGCAGUUGCCUUCUGUGGGUGUCUUUCUAUGUUAAGUGUUUUCAUUUCAAUCCAGUUGCAUGUUUUUUAAUAAUAAUGAAAAUUAUGCGCCCAACAAAAUGUAGUGGUUAGCAAGAUCUGGAAGUGUAGACUAGUUUCCUUUUUUUUUUCACAUCCACGUUACUGGUAUAAGGUAUGUGAACUGUACAGUCUUUAACACAUUAAAAGUCAAAAUGCAUAGACCUAACAUGAGUCAUGCCAUGUUAGUGUUGCCCCACCAUUUUGGUUAUUAAGUGCAAAUGUAACUUCAAGAAUGUUUUAAAAAUGUAGAUCAGUUUUGAUAUGUAUAUUUUUUUAAGAGCUUGUGUUCUGUAAAUAUGGCAUUUUACUUACACCCCGGUGGGCUAGAACCAUUCAUUUUACUGUUUCUAUUUGUAUAUUGGAAUUCGAAACCAUCUUUUGCCUCCUUAGUUUCAACAAAGUUAAGAGAAAACAAAAUAUUAUAGUACUUAGUCUUGAACCAUACUUCUCCAUGGAUUUUGUUAUUAAACCAUUCAACCUUAAAUAUCUUCAAACAGAAGUCAUGAGGAAUAAUGAAUAAAUACACAUGCAUACUGUAA